AUGUCUGGUCUCGAGGCUGUCGGUGUUGUCAGCAGCAUCGUACAAAUAGCUGACCUUGGCGCACGAGUGGCUCUUAAGCUGUGCACAGUCUAUCAAAAAGUUCAACAAACGGAGUCCGACCUCCAGAAUCUCUCCAAGGAUGUAUCCCUAACAUGUGCUAUUCUACAGCAGUUCGGCAAGGAUCUGGAGCGAGAUGACCAGGUUCAGCUUUACUCGCAAAACGCGUUCAAGGCGGCACAGGAGAUUCUGGAUGAAUGCGGGCGGGUGUUUCGAGAAAUCGAGUCCGUCAUAGACAAGGAUUCGUCUACCAGUGCAUUUACAACCGCCGGGAGCCCUUUUUUGAAGUUGUCUCGGAAAGCUGCUAUUCUUCUCAAAAGGCCACGGUUGGAUAUCCUUCGGACACGCUUGGAUAGGCUGAAGAAUACCGUGCUGCUUAUGAUAAACGUAAUUGUUUACGCAAGUCAGCAGAGGAAACGAGGGAUAGAAGCAUCCGACGCAGACCAACAAGGGUUUAUCGAGAUACUGAUGAAACGGAUACACGAUACGGACCAGAAGCUCGAAAGAUUGACAAGAGCUAUCAAGGGCGCCGAGCCGGUAACGAUGAACACUGUUGGUAUAUUCGAUAAACCGUCAACAAUGGACAUACCAGCAAGCAAUGACUCCGACUCCCCCGCUCCUAGGCUCGUAGAGCUUUGUUGCCUUUCUGAAGUCAGGGAUGGUCAAUGUGAUCCAAUAAGCCUUGAAAUAAGAGAUUACUCCAGAGUUAUCAAGGAUAUUCUCCAAAGAAUACAGGACGCCGAAUCUCUUCUAACAGCAAAUCGCCACGGGCGAGUCAAACAGGCCAUCUUGGAUGCUCAUGCAACAGAACUUCGAAUUUUCAUCGCUGAGCACGGAGAGAAAGCUGGGAAGUUCUGCACAAAAUUUUGCCAGGGUCCAUUAUUCAAUCAAAAAUGGCCCGAGAGUCUGAAAGACACUUCAGAACGAACCGAACUCAUAGCAGCCGCUUUCACGGUUCCACGAGAUGAAAACAAUCAAGUCACAGAUAACAUGUGUGUCGCUAGUGAAAGGAAGCUUUGUGCGACAUCAACACCAGAUACAGAACCAGAAAGAGAUCAAUUAAAGGAGCAUAUGCUCAAUCAAGAGGAAAUGAGGAGGGUUAUUAUGUCACGUUUUCUUGAGAGCGAUAACACUCUCAUGCCUACCGACGAGGGAGACAUGCUGCCUACUCUUCCUAGGCCCGUUGAUCGAAAUCCAAUAGAUCAAGCCGAAGAAUGGGAGGAAAGAUACUAUGUAGGAGUACACCAUGAUAAACUGUUUGAUUUGAAGGGGUUGUUGUCGAGCUGGACUUCGUUGACGGAGGAUGAGUUAACCCUGAUAUCGAACAACAUGGGCCGCGACAAUAAAUAUCUUCAGCAGCUGUAA
This is a messenger RNA of Talaromyces stipitatus ATCC 10500, 1422 nucleotides long. RefSeq lists its product as uncharacterized. Gene Ontology annotation, biological process: regulation of DNA-templated transcription. The record is from RefSeq and is a predicted model, not a curated record. Lineage: Eukaryota; Fungi; Ascomycota; Eurotiomycetes; Eurotiales; Trichocomaceae. The transcript has 2 exons. The coding region runs from base 1 to 1422 and encodes 473 amino acids.